AGAUAUCAGCCGAAGCGUUCGUACUAGUCAACUGGAGCCGCUUAUGUUGUACUGCAGCCGUCGACAGUUUGGGGCGGUAGGAGGAGAGUGGACUGUUUGUUUUCAUAAGAAACCGGCACGAGGGGGGUGCUACUUGUUCGUCCUCAAGCAAACUGUGGUUUUUGUGUGUCCGUGGGAGAAGUAAGUGUUUUCAUGUUGUGCAGUUUCCAGUGUUUGCGCGAAGACUUCCAACUGGCGAAUCGCAUCAGUUCGCCCGGAGGGUCAUCGUCAGCGACGACACCCUCUGCUCCGUCAGCGUCGACCGUUUAGAAAAUGACCGGAGAGAAGGUCCGCUCCCUGCGCAAGGACCACAGGCCGAGCAAAGACGAGGACUUACUGGAGCCCGACGAAGAGGCUGCGACCGGGACGUUUACAGCCUCCAGGACGAACAACAAGAGCAGAGCGAGUAAAAUCUUCAGCAACCACAAGUUAAUCAAGUCUUCAUCCACACAACAACAACAACAGCAGCAGCAGCAGAACCAACAGUCGCAGAUUAAUGCUAACACCAACACACUGUCAACAUCCGAUGUUAUCGAUGACAACAACAAAAACCCCAUUAUCCGAACUGGGCAGGACUUUCCGGUGCACGAAUGUGUAUUUAAGGGAGAUGUCCGACGACUGUCUUCGCUCAUACGGACGCAGAAUAUCGCCCAGAAAGACGUCCAUGGAAACACACCGCUGCAUCUUGCUGUCAUGAUGGGACAUAAAGAGUGUGCCCAUCUGCUGCUGGCCCACAAUGCACCAGUGAAGGUGAAGAACGCUCAGGGAUGGAGCCCCCUCGCCGAGGCCAUUAGCUACGGAGACCGACAGAUGAUCACAGCACUGCUGAGGAAGCUGAAGCAACAGUCCAGGGAGAGCGUGGAGGACAAGAGGCCCAAACUGCUGAAAGCCCUCAAAGAGCUCGGAGACUUUUACUUGGAGCUUCACUGGGACUUCCAAAGUUGGGUGCCUUUGCUCUCCAGAAUCCUGCCUUCAGAUGCCUGCAAGAUCUACAAACAAGGCAUCAACAUCAGACUGGAUACAACCCUGAUAGACUUCACUGACAUGAAAUGCCAGCGGGGUGACCUCAGUUUCAUCUUUAACGGCAAUGCUGUUCCCUCAGAGUCUUUUGUUGUGCUGGAUAAUGAACAGAAAGUCUACCAGCGGAUACACCACGAGGAGUCAGAGAUGGAAACAGAAGAAGAAGUGGAUAUUCUGAUGAGCAGCGACGUGUACUCGGCCACACUGUCCACCAAAUCCAUCACGUUCUCUAGGGCGCAGACUGGUUGGCUGUUCAGGGAAGACAAGACGGAGCGCGUGGGAAACUUUCUGGCCGAUUUCUACUCUGUGAACGGCCUGGUGCUCGAGUCGAGGAAGAGGAGAGAGCAUCUGAGCGAGGAGGACAUCUUGAGGAACAAAGCCAUCAUGGAGAGUCUGAGCAAAGGAGGGAACCUCAUAGAGCAGAACUUUGAGCCGGCAAGAAGGCAAUCUCUAACCCCCCCGUCACCCAACACUAUAUCCUGGGAAGAAUACAUCACGGCUGACAAUGGAAAAGCUCCUCAUCUAGGAAGAGAGCUGGUGUGCAAGGAGAGCAAGAAAAACUUCAAAGCCACAAUAGCCAUGAGUCAAGACUUCCCUCUGAGCAUCGAAUCGUUACUGAAUGUUCUGGAAGUGAUUGCACCCUUCAAGCACUUUAAUAAACUCAGGGAGUUUGUUCAGAUGAAGCUCCCCCCUGGCUUUCCCGUCAAGCUCGACAUCCCCGUGUUUCCUACGAUCACGGCCACGGUGACGUUUCAGGAGUUUCGCUACGAUGAGUUUGAUGAAUCCAUUUUUAGCAUUCCCAAUGAUUAUAAAGAAGACCCUAGCCGCUUCCCCGAC
This is a messenger RNA of Neolamprologus brichardi, 1896 nucleotides long. It is a transcript of the gene ankrd13c, whose product is annotated as ankyrin repeat domain 13C. Gene Ontology annotation, molecular function: signaling receptor binding. The record is from RefSeq and is a predicted model, not a curated record. Gene Ontology annotation, biological process: protein retention in ER lumen. NCBI's taxonomy places the organism in Eukaryota, Metazoa, Chordata, Actinopteri, Cichliformes, Cichlidae. Gene Ontology annotation, cellular component: cytoplasm.